Racocetra fulgida is the source of this 723-nucleotide messenger RNA. Lineage: Eukaryota; Fungi; Glomeromycota; Glomeromycetes; Diversisporales; Gigasporaceae. The record is from the annotation of a GenBank genome assembly.
UGCUCAAAAGAAUUCAAAUGAACUUCAUUCUGAAUUGGACAAUGAGAGGGAAGUAGUUCGAGAAAUGAAGGAGAAGUUGGCAGCGACAGAAAAAAAGAUCGAAGAAUUCCUUAAGGAACGGGAUGAUUUAAUUUCUGGAAGAGAAAGUCUUACACAAGAUUUGGAAAAUGCUCAAAAGAAUUCAAAUGAACUUCACUCUGAAUUGGACAAUGAGAGAGAAAUAGUUCGAGAAAUGAAGGAGAAAUUGGCAGCUACAGAACAAAAGAUCGAAGAACUUACUAAGGAACGAGAUGAUUUAAUUUCUGGAAGAGAGAGUCUUAUACAAGAUUUGGAAAGUGCUCAAAAGAAUUCAAAUGAACUUCAUUCUGAAUUGGACAAUGAGAGGGAAGUAGUUCGAGAAACGAAGGAGAAAUUUGCAGCGACAGAAAAAAAGAUCGAAGAACUCAUUAAGGAACGAGAUGACCUAAUUUCUGGAAAAGAGAGUCUUAUACAAGAUUUGGAAAGUGCUCAAAAGAAGUCAAAUGAACUUAAUUCUGAAUUGGACAAUGAGAGGGAAGUAGUUCGGGAAAUGAAGGAAAAAUUGACAGCGACAGAAAAAAACUAUACAGUACUCGAAUCAGAUAACGCACUACUUCAUUCUGCCAAAACCCAAGCUCUUGAAAAAUUGUCAGAUGUAGAAUCAAGAUUGAAAUCUACAGCACAACGAGAACGUGACCUUCAGGA